UGUUGUAUCGCAGAGAGGCUUUGCUCUGUUUCUGUUUUUUUUUUUGUUUUUUCACAAUGGUGACAGCGGUCACUGGCUUGCUGCGAUUCGAAGGACCUUCGGCGUUCUUGUGAUUCGGUUGUAGUUAAGAAAACUGUGAUUUUUGGUGGGUUUUGUUAGUGAAUGUGUCAAUAUACUGAUUUGUAACUUGAUUAAGGAUGCUUAAAAUAAACAUAUAUCGUCGUCGAUAACCCAAAAACCAGUCCAGACAAAAUAUAUUCCAUCGUUUGUGCAUUUUAGUGACUAAAAUAACUUAUUCAGACAUUGUACGAAGCAAAGCCUUUAAAGAACUGAUCGCGUCGAGACUUGGAACGUUUUUUCUUUAUCGCGAGUGUAUCCAGAACUCUAAAAACAUGACUAAAAUAGCUUAGAUUGGCUUUUAACCUUUUCAAAAAUUGAAAAAAACUUUUUACCGCGAGUGUAGUGCGUAGUAUCUUAACUUUGACCCCAUGAUUAUGGAGAUGACCAACGAGUCCGCCGUUGGCAGGUGGUACGAGAGCCCUAGGACGGGCGCGUCGGCCAGUCCGGCCCAGGGGGGCAUCGACGGUAGUUCUGAUCUGAACUCAAGCGUGGCGGAGCACAUGGGGGCAUUCUUUCUGGACCCCUCUGGAUCGCAGAGGGCCCGGUACUACCAUCAGAGCAUGCACGGUCCGUACGGCAGUGUCGCCAGUCACGCAUCGAGGAUGUCUUCGAGCCAAGUCUGUAGGCCCCACUUCCAUCCCCCGUUGCACCCGUGGCUCUCCGAGGCUUCGGCGAAGCCCUUGGCUCAUUCGGGACCUUGGGUGCCAUUUGGAGGUGGCGCGGGUGACCCGGAUAAAAGCCAGAGUCCCAACACGGCUCCCGGACAACCUCAUAACAUUUUUUCCUUCCCACCCACACCACCGAAGGACUCUACGCCGGACUCAGUGGCCCCCGGCGGCGCCGGCUCCGAGUACCAGAGCGCGGUGGCGGCCGCGAUGGGCGCCUUCAUGCACGACAACCCCCAGAGCUGCGCCCUCGACGUCAAGCCCAACGGCGCCCUCAUCGGCGGCGGCGGUACCAACAACAGUGGCAGCGCCAAACAACGCGAAGGUAGUGAAUACGACGGGACGAGCGGUGGUGGCAUGUUUAAUGGUAACUUUGAAAGCUCGUACGGCUCGGGGGGUGGCGGCAACAGCGCCGCCCCCACACCGUAUGGCCACGGUAUUCACGCAGCGGCCGCGGGCGGCUACUCGCCACAGGGUAAAAUGGGUGGCCAGGGUCACCAGUCGCCCAACAAGCCCAGGAACAAGUCGAGGACGAGUGCGGAAGGACGGGAAUGUGUGAAUUGCGGGGCAACCAGUACGCCACUGUGGAGAAGGGACGGCACUGGACAUUACCUUUGUAACGCCUGUGGAUUGUACUACAAAAUGAAUGGACAAAAUCGACCACUCAUCAAACCUAAAAGAAGACUGUUAAUUACAGAAUACUGA
Sitophilus oryzae (rice weevil) is the source of this 1490-nucleotide messenger RNA. RefSeq names its product GATA-binding factor C-like (gene grn). Gene Ontology annotation, biological process: positive regulation of transcription by RNA polymerase II; cell fate commitment; negative regulation of transcription by RNA polymerase II. Bases 489 to 1490 code for a protein of 333 amino acids. The transcript is spliced from 6 exons. The record is from RefSeq and is a predicted model, not a curated record. Gene Ontology annotation, molecular function: DNA-binding transcription factor activity, RNA polymerase II-specific; RNA polymerase II cis-regulatory region sequence-specific DNA binding; zinc ion binding. NCBI's taxonomy places the organism in Eukaryota, Metazoa, Arthropoda, Insecta, Coleoptera, Curculionidae.